Molecule: messenger RNA, 766 nt
Organism: Phyllostomus hastatus (greater spear-nosed bat)
Lineage: Eukaryota; Metazoa; Chordata; Mammalia; Chiroptera; Phyllostomidae
Gene: MTFP1
Product: mitochondrial fission process 1
Exons: 4
Coding region: 120-620 (166 amino acids)
Biological process (GO): mitochondrial fission
Cellular component (GO): mitochondrion
Source: RefSeq, a predicted model, not a curated record
UGACCUUCAGUCUGGGACCUUCGAUCGGUCCCGCGGCUUUGGACGGGAGCGCCAGGUGGAGGCUGAGGCUACAGCAGCCGUUAGACGGGCUGCAGUGGCCGGGCUGCGGCAGCAGCGCCAUGACUGAGUCACCCCCGCAGGGAGCGGAGCGCGACCUUUUCCGGGACACGUGGGUGCGAUACCUGGGCUACGCCAAUGAGGUUGGGGAGGCCUUCCGCUCCAUGGUGCCAGCAGCUGUGGUGUGGCUGAGCUAUGGUGUGUCCAGCUCCUAUGUGCUGGCUGAUGCCAUUGACAAGGGCAAGAAAGCAGGAGACGUACCAAGCCCUGAAGCAAGCCGCAGCACCAGGGUGACCGUGGCUGUGGUGGAUACUUUCGUGUGGCAGGCUCUGGCCUCUGUGGCCAUCCCAGGUUUCACUAUCAACCGGGUGUGUGCAGCCUCUCUCUAUGUCCUGGGCACUGCCACCCGUUGGCCUCUGGCUGUGCGCAAGUGGACGACCACUGCACUGGGACUGCUGGUCAUCCCCGUCAUCAUCCACCCUAUUGACAGGUCAGUGGACUUCCUCCUGGACUCCAGCCUGCGCAAGCUCUACCCCUCAGUGGAGAAGCCCAGCUCCUCCUGACCUGGCCUGGGGGUUCGCCCACUCCCUGCUUUGUUCCACCCUCCUCCUCCUGCCAGGGGAUGCGAUGCUUGGCUCCCUGGGGUCCGAGGCCCUGGCACCUGAGUGGGUUUGAGCUGGAUGAAAACAGAGACAAAGGCCUCAAGGAG